AUGCCAGAAACAACGUCAAUUUAUCUUCAAGACUUAAAAGACUUAUCGUCUAGAGGUGAAAGGAUCUCUCGAAGAUCUACAAUGUCCAGACCAGCUCCUCCAAAAUUAGGAAACCCAACACCACUUGGUCUCUCCGCUUUUGCUAUGUCAACUUUUAUUGCUUCUCUCUAUGGUCUAGGUGUUUUAGGAAUUAAUGUGCCAAAUGUUUUAGUCGGUGUUUCGCUCUUCACCGGCGGUGUUGUUCAAUUUGCUUGCGGAAUGUGGGAAUAUAGAGUUGGUAACACUUUCGGGGGCACCGGAUUCUCCGCCUUUGGUGGUUUCUGGGCAUCUUUAGGAGCUAUCUAUAUACCAGGAUUUGGUAUUCAAGAAGCUUAUGGAUUCAUGCCCGUUAGCCGAAAUGCCACUAUAGACUCAACUGGAUUAUGUACUCAAAACUGUGGUUAUACUCCUGGUGUCACGUUCAUUUUCACAUUGGCCUGUCUUCGCACCAAUGCUGGAGUCUUGGGUGCCUUUGUUGCUUUAACUAUAGCAUUUGCGUCUGAUACUAUUUAUCAUCUUACUCCGACUAAUACUAUAUUUCUUAAAGUUGGUGCUAUUUUCGAACUUAUCACCUCCAUGACGGUAUUCUACUGCCUAGCAGCGGUAUUAUUAACACCUGAUCUCUCACCAAUCAGUCUACCUUUGUAUGAUUUGAGUAAAAAAGAAUAG
This is a messenger RNA of Cetraspora pellucida, 708 nucleotides long. The record is from the annotation of a GenBank genome assembly. Lineage: Eukaryota; Fungi; Glomeromycota; Glomeromycetes; Diversisporales; Gigasporaceae.